Molecule: messenger RNA, 4398 nt
Organism: Notolabrus celidotus (New Zealand spotty)
Lineage: Eukaryota; Metazoa; Chordata; Actinopteri; Labriformes; Labridae
Gene: heg1
Product: heart development protein with EGF-like domains 1
Exons: 14
Coding region: 221-3178 (985 amino acids)
Biological process (GO): heart development
Molecular function (GO): calcium ion binding
Source: RefSeq, a predicted model, not a curated record
CUCUGCUGCUGUGAUAACAGGCUGCUGCUUCAGUUCUGUUAUCUUCGUUCCCCGCCGUCCGAGCAGCGGACCUGACCCGGACCUCUACCAGGAUUUAUUCAAUUCUUAUGAAACCUCACUUUUAGCCGAAGUGCUCCUCUCAUGGUGUCCCCGGGAGAUUCCCCGGCCUCUAUUCGACUUUACGGAAACUAUCGGCGACCGUUUUGGGGUCUUGUAAAUCAUGGAAACGUGGUUUUUGAAUCACGUCCUCGGUUUGUCUCUGUCGGUCCUCCUGGUGGGUCUACCGUGGCCCCUCGGGGCAGGGACCCCCAGUAACAACAGCACGGAUCCGGUAACAGCAGGAUUUGACAUUUCUACCGCCACAGAUGAACUCAAUAACGUGGAAAACAAUGCAACUUCAACUUCAUACUCCAGCGAGAGUUUAUCACCAUCACAGAGGAACAUCCUGCUCACACACACUGCUGAAACACACACUGCUGCUGCUGGAAACUUCGACACUGAGCAGACACAGACUUUAACAGAAACAAGCAGCAGUUCACUGGAACCCAUCAGUUUGUCUACUGAGCCCCUCACUUCCACCCUUGCUGUAGCCACCACUGAGGCCGCCAGCAGCAGCAGCAGCAGCGGUAGCAGCAGCAGCAGCAGCAGCAGCAGCAGCAGCAGCAGCAGGGACUGGAUGGACUCCACUAACACAGACCAGCUGCCAGACGCCUCCUCUGCUGUGUCUCAGGUGGGGCCUCGAUUCUCAGUGUCCACAAAAGAGGCCAGACUGCCUCGGAACAGCCCAGGAGACACAGCAUCCAUCAGCACCUACACCUCCACCACCAUCACCAGAGCAGGAGAGAGGACCCUGCUGUCUGUCACCUCAUCUUCAAGCAACAGCACCUCCUCUUUCUUUACUGAUGACUCCAACUCCCAGCAGCCUUCUUCCACCUGGGGGAUUUCUACUAAGACUGAAGACCACACCCACAAUGCCCCUUCCACUAGGACUGACAGCGGGGAUACAACAGAUCAGCACAUGACCCACUCCUUUGCAGAGACUGGAAGACCCAGAGGGUUUGAAUUUUUCAACAAACAACAUAACACCACCCAGCAUCAGCAAAACUACACAUCAGAGGACACCUCCGACUCAACACCACCUAUAAGAGUGACAGAGCCCAGCACAGACCAAUCAGAUGUGUCUGUUUCCUCAACUCCUCCUCUCACGUCACCUGCAGAGGGUCUCAGCAAUAUCUCAGGGACAGAUCAGGGGUCAGACCCUGGUGUAGGAACCUCCACUGAGUCCUCCACCGGAGCCCACAGCCACAGCACUCAGAACCAGGAGGGAACUGAAGGGGUUUCAUCCCAGACUGGAGAGCACAGUGUGAGCUGGGGUCUGACCACAGCGCCUCCUGCAAUCAGCAUCAGCACAUCCGGACUGGAUGACUCUGUAACAGAAACUUCAGUGUUUGUUACCAAGGUCGUCCUCAGUACAACACCCGUCACUGUCACAGAGAGAUCACAGAUCACAGAAGAAGACACUUUCCAAGCCUCUCCCUCCACCUCCACCACCACCACCACCACUCCCACCUCUCCUCUCCCCGAAACCUCCUCCUUCAGCUUCAGAAGCACCACCAGCAGCUCUACUCCAGAGUCAUCUACCGAGGCCACUUUCCUGUACACCACAAUCCCCACCACAACCUCCACCCCAACCCUGCGGACCUCUGUCGCUCAUCCAACUCACCCCUUGUCACCCAGCCACACCCAGGGGCCCUCCACCGAGGUUGCCAGCCCUACCAACGUCUCCACCCUGCAAGCAGCGACCACCACGGGCACGCUGGGAGUCACCACGGCACAUGGCCAACACACCACCACUACCUACACCCAGAGCACCCCGACCAAGAGUACAGAGGCUCUGCAGACUACUGGGAGGCGGGCAGGGGGUGGAGCUGCAGAGCCGGUAGUGACUACAGCGACCACUGGCUUCAGCACCACCGAGGCAGCACUGCUUUCAAGAAACCCCUGUGUGUCCAACCCUUGUAUGAAUGGAGGCACGUGUGUCAGCUUUGAAGUGCAUGAAUUCAGCUGUCACUGUCAGCAGUCAUGGACAGGACCCACCUGCAACCAGGAUAUGGAUGAAUGUGAGAGGGACCCCUGUCCUGUCGGGUCCAGGUGUGGAAACACGAGAGGUUCUUUCAGCUGUGAAUGUCCGCUUGGCUUUGACCUGGAGGACGGACGCACCUGCACUAGAGCAAAGACAUUCCUGGGAACAUUCAGUGUAAACAGACAGCCACAUGACCCUGUUGUUUUCAAGAGCGGCACCCUGCAUGAGAUUCAGAGAGAGAUCAUUCAGCUGCUCAACGCUUCUCUGUCAGUUCUCCGAGGCUACAGCCGCUCAACACUAAGCAGGAAAGGAGAAGACGGGGUUCUUAUCUCAGCUGUCAACAUGUUUUCCAUUUCCACCGACGUGACGAGCGCUGAGGUCUACAACAGCAUCCAGAUGUCUCUCAGCAACUGCAGCUCUUCAUUGGCCCACUGCCGGAUGGUGCUUCACCACCAGCUCACAUUUCAAGCGGAAAGUCUGUGUGUGGCCCAGAAGACUCAGUGUGACACAGAGCGCUCCACCUGCACAGAUAACAGCGGCACAGCCUUCUGCCAAUGUCUGCCAGGAUACUACAAACACAACCCUGAAGACCUGUCCUGCUUAGAAUGUGGUGAUGGCUACAAGCUGGAGAAUGGCACCUGUGUCCCGUGCAUGUUUGGAUUUGGAGGAUUCAACUGUGGAAAUUUUUACAAGCUGAUUGCAGUUGUGGUGUCACCUGCAGGGGGCGGUGUGCUCCUUAUCCUCUUCAUUGCUCUCAUUGUCACCUGUUGCAAGAGAGACAAGAAUGACAUCAACAAGAUCAUCUUCAAAAGUGGAGACAUGCAGAUGUCCCCAUAUGCAGACUUCCCUAAAAGUAACCGCAUAUCCAUGGAGUGGGGGAGGGAAACCAUAGAGAUGCAGGAGAACGGCAGCACCAAAAAUCUGCUCCAGAUGACUGACAUUUACUACUCUCCUGCACUGCGUAACUCAGACCUGGAGAGAAACGGCCUGUACCCGUUCACUGGCCUGCCGGGUUCUCGUCACUCCUGCAUAUAUCCUGCCCAGUGGAACCCUUCCUUCGUCAAUGAUGAUUCACGAAGAAGAGACUACUUUUAACCGCCCCAAAUGCAACACACACAAGCACAAAUUCACCAUCUCCUUUACUGAAAAUUGUGAAGUGUCACGAUGGAAUUCUUUCACCAUAAAUAUGCUAACAUGUGAGCCUCACUGUUUUAGGGGUGCUCAUUUCACCAUCUACAGUCAUGGUUUGCCUGCUGUGUGUGUUGAAGUGUUGUGUGUGUGUGUCUUCAUAUACAUGAAAGUGCACAUUUUUGCAAGUGAAAUGUUUCCCAGAGUAUUCUUGAGAGACCAUUUCAGUGUUUUUGCAUACUUUAGCUCAUUUACUGUAACACACAUUACACGCUGCUUUAGUGUUAGAGACUGUUUAAUGAGUUUUUUCUGCCUUCCAGGCAAUCGCUGAUUCUCACUUUAGUGCGUGAUGAAAAACAACUUUAUGAUGCUUCAAAUGUGCCUGAGGUGGUUGAUCCAUGACAGUGAACAUCAAAUCAGCCUUUCUUGUUGUUAGGUUGUGUUGGUAUGUUGGUAAUGCAGAUUUGUUUUAAAAAUCUGCACUGCAGACUGCAAUGAAGGAAAAUAGAUAUGAUGCUCAUUGUGCUCAUAUUAAGGAGUUAUUGACUGCAAAUGAAUCAAUAGAAACCAGCAGUUAUAUUAUAUUAUGAUUAUGCCCGCUGUAACAAAAAGACAGACAUUCAAAAACAUUGAAAUGGUCCCAUAAGUUCUAGACUCUAAAUGUGUGUGCCACUGCUGUGAUUUGAAAACAUAAAAUACUGAUGGAACAAAACCACAAAAGACCACUGACAUUAGAAACUGAGGAAGGACUUUGAAUCCCACUGCCAGCUUUUAUUUAUUCCCUUUAUGUCCAUGUUGUAGACACGUAGCAUAGCGGACAUCUCAUGGAUACACACUGACAGACUGUAGAUGGAAGAACCUGUGGCUUUAAGUGUAUGUGUGUGUGUGUGUGUGUGUGUGUGUGUGUGUGUGUAUGUGUGUGUGAGAGAGAGAGGGAGACUAUGUGUGCUUUAAGUAUUAGUGUUUUUUGAGUGUGCAUAUAUGCGUGUGUGUAGAGUCAUAUUUUGUAUACAAGAAGAAUCAUACUGUUCAUGAAUGUAAAGAAUGUAAAGGUGUAUAAUUAGUUUGCUAUUUCUUACAUGGAGUAUUAUUUUUGUGUGACUGUUUUCUCUGUUUGUGAUUACGUGAUUUAUCAGUUCUGGCGUUUUAGUCAGAGGCGCUUAUUUAAAUAAAACAUUUGCACAGAU